AUGGAUGCCACCAUUUACCACAUCAUCUUCACGGAGCUGGGGGACCUUAACUGCACUUUGUUAGACGCUUUUCAAGAGUCGCUUUUGGAGAACGCGUCUCUGGCUUUGCUGAGCGCAGAAGGCCUGUACUGCAACUCCACCAUAGACGAGAUCGGCACCUGUUGGCCCCGCACCAGCAUCGGGAGGAUCGUGGAGCGGCCCUGUCCGGAGUCCAUCAAUGGCGUCAAAUACAACACGACCAGUGAGUCCCACGACGCUGCUGUGUAUGUGCUGUGA
Knipowitschia caucasica is the source of this 276-nucleotide messenger RNA. The record is from the annotation of a GenBank genome assembly. NCBI's taxonomy places the organism in Eukaryota, Metazoa, Chordata, Actinopteri, Gobiiformes, Gobiidae.